AUUUACGUCAAGGUUGGAAUGUAUAUAAACAAUGGCUUAAGUUACAUUUCACAGUGUAAAACAAACUUUGUUAUAAUACUAACAUUAACACAGCCAGUGCAGAGAAAUGCAGCCUUCUCUCCUACCGGUUUUUUUCUUGCUCGCUCUUCUGGUUGUUGCGCAUGCGCAGUGGAAAGGGGCAGCGGACUUUAAAAUCGGAAAUAAAGGACCCAAUUUAAAGCUAUCGCUUGCACGAGAUGUUGGUAGAUGGAAUUUCAAAGGAUUUGGUGCCACUGACUUUAGAGGUGGUUGGUCCGCUGGAAUUGGAGUAGCAUUCAAGUUCAAAAGGUCAACUGGCGAGAACUCUAGAAAACACGUUAUGUGUCAUUUCUUCGUUUAUGACGAGAACAAUGAUGGUGUCAUCACAAAGGAAGAGAUGAUCGGCCUGUUUGACGACAAGACACGCGGCAGUAAUCUAUACGAUGAUUUCAAUACAACCAAAGAAAAUCUUGGAAUCACAAAGUCAGAUUUCUACAAAAGAGUGGCAUCCGUUAUCAAAGGCUGCGAUAAUGAUAUACAAAAGUAAAAUUAUUGGAUUCCUGAGUGGAUUUGAAAGCGGUGACGUCAUAAGAAGGCGUAACAUUUUUAAAAUUGUCAGUUAGUCCCACAUUUUUUGUUCAUUUAUUUUGAAUUUAAGUUCCAUGUUGUUUUUAUAUAUGU
This is a messenger RNA of Magallana angulata, 699 nucleotides long. RefSeq lists its product as uncharacterized. Lineage: Eukaryota; Metazoa; Mollusca; Bivalvia; Ostreida; Ostreidae. The record is from RefSeq and is a predicted model, not a curated record. The transcript is spliced from 4 exons. Bases 107 to 565 code for a protein of 152 amino acids. Gene Ontology annotation, molecular function: calcium ion binding.